This is a messenger RNA of Dreissena polymorpha, 4647 nucleotides long. Its product is annotated as CD109 antigen-like. The record is from RefSeq and is a predicted model, not a curated record. Gene Ontology annotation, molecular function: endopeptidase inhibitor activity. NCBI's taxonomy places the organism in Eukaryota, Metazoa, Mollusca, Bivalvia, Myida, Dreissenidae. The coding region runs from base 16 to 4476 and encodes 1486 amino acids. Gene Ontology annotation, cellular component: extracellular region. The transcript has 34 exons.
AUUACAGCAGACGAGAUGGUUCGAGACAUACUGUGCGGUAUUAUUGGUACAUGGAUAUUGUUGGUAACGUCAAAGCCAGCUGAAUGCCGGAAUUCGUACCUGUUCGUAGCGCCGAACACUUUCCGGCCGGGUCAGACGUACAGUUUGCAUGGUAAACUACUGCGGUCAGUUCAGACCCCAGUGACCGUGGAGGUCAAGCUGACCGGAACUGAGAGUGUAGCAGUCAAUGCUGUCACCGUUAACGACCAAACCGACGUUACGGUCAACCUUACAGUUCCAAAAAGUGUGAGUCCAGGAAAAUUUCUUCUGGAGGUGAAAGGAUCGGGAGGUUUGACCUUCAGCGAAACGAAGGACGUAUUGCUCGAGCCUAAAGUGACAUCUGUCUACAUGCAGACUGACAAGGCUGUCUACAAACCUGGACAAACCGUUCACUUUCGAGUGUUUGGAGUCACGGCUGACCUUCGUGUUGUCUUUGAUAAACUCCAUGUGGAAUUGUAUGAUCCAAAGGAUAACAAGAUUAACCAAUGGCACGUAGAUGCGGCGGAAGUGACGUCACUAGGGGGCGUGUACGUCCAACACCAGGUCAUGUCGGAGUCCCCCGUGCUCGGCACGUGGAAACUGAAGGCUAAAUUGCUAUCAUAUGAGGGAGUCUACGAAGAAAAGACAUUCAAAGUUGACGAGUAUGUUCUGCCUAAAUUUGAAGUUGAAAUGGACCUGCCCAGCUUUGGACGAACGCAAGAAAAGGAAUUCAGUGGAAACAUAAAAGCGAAGUAUACAUUUGGCAAGCCAGUAAAGGGGGAGGUAGAGCUGCGAGUGAGCCCCAAACACGAACAGUUCGAGUGGAAAAACGGGCAGCGUGUUAAAACCAGCACAACUAUUGAAAUGAAAAUGCCAAUGGACGGCAAAGCGAGUUUUACGAUAGCUACAUCUCGACUGGAACAGUUAAGAGGUAGUCUAGAUGGUGCCGUACUUGUCUUUGAGGCAAACGUGAUGGAAAGUUUGACGCGUAUGAAGCAAGGCGAUACACAGGAAGUGACAUUUUACAAGGAGCCAUUGAAACUGGAGUUUCCUGCGUCACUUCCGGAGACAUUUAAACCUGGGAUGACAUAUGAAGCUGUGGUCAAAGUAUCACAACAAGACGACACGGCUCCGAGCAGCGUUCAAGGUCAACUCGAGGUAACGGUGACAGAGUUUCGUAUUCAGACACAGACUGAGCCAGAACCACUAGUUCCCUGGUUAGGCAUGGAUGCCCCACAAAGUCUCGCGGAUUUCCGUAAGAAUCGCCGCAUCUCGCGCCCGCAGCCGAAACCUGACGGGCAGCUGGUUUCAACAGCGCGCUCCCCGGUAUUGUACAGCGUUCCAGCGGACGGCAUAGUGGAGUUUCCGAUAUCCGUUGAUAAACUGGUGGAAAAGAUUACAAUCCAAGCAAAGUUGCAAACAGUAAGCGCUCAAAAAACUUUAAAAAAGAGACACUCUCCCAGCGCCAACUUUCUACAGUUGCGAUCAUUGACGAAUAAACCCAAGGCAGGCGAAUCCUUGAAGAUAACAAUUAAAGCCACUGAAUCAGUCAAUGAAGUUAUGUAUCAGAUAUACGCCCGAGGACAACUAAUUAAAAGCGGUACCAUCCCAGUGAAUGGAGAGUUUAAAACGUGGACGUUUCAAGCAACACACGACAUGUCGCCAAAAUCUCAAGUCUUGGUGAUGUACGUCAGAACGGAUGGGGAGUUGGUGGCAGACGCGCUCUCCAUUAAUGUGGAUGGAGCGUUCCUAAAUAAGGUUUCAGUAAACUUCAACAAAACCGAGGCAGCACCGUCGGACAAAAUACGUUUCGACGUCUCCGCUGACGUUGGUUCGAACGUCAACGUGCUGGGCGUCGACAAGAGCGUUCUACUGCUAGGAACCGGAAACGAUAUUACCCAGUCAAAGGUUGUACAAGAUUUACACGGCUACUCACUGAAGCGUCUGAAAUCCUCGGCACAUCGUGUUCCGGUGUGCGACUGGUUCUGCUGGCGAUGGCCACUUCCGGUUGGCGGCGAAGACGUCAAAGACGUUAUCGAUGACUCCGGGGUUGUUGUCCUUACAGACGCUACCGUGUACGAAUAUAUUCCUGAACCAGAACCAAUGCCAUUGUCAUGGGGUUGGAAAUCGCUAAGAUCAGCAAUGCCGGCGAUGCAUGUUGCUGCACUUUCAUCGAUGACUGAAAGUAGAAGAGUGAAUUUACCACUCCAAAUGGAAACGGACAUUGUUGUCGCACCAAAAGAUUUGGCGCCUGUGCAGCAGACGAGAAAACUGUUUCCUGAGACAUGGCUGUGGAAAAGCCAAGUUGUACCGUCAGGGGGCGUGGCGCACUUUGACGAGACCGUGCCCGAUACCAUCACCUCCUGGGUGGCGACAGCGUUUGCGGUGCACCCACAGACAGGGCUGGGCAUCUCGGAGCAAUCUGCGCAGCUUCAAGUAACUCUGCCGUUUUUCGUGUCUGUCAAUCUGCCAUAUUCCGUGAUCCGAGGAGAGAAAAUCGUCCUGCAAGUUAACAUUCAUAACUACAGUCCACUACAGCAGACCAGUUACGUCACCUUAGAGAGGAGUACAGAGUUCGAUAACCUCAUGGUUUCCGGAACAAGCCAGACUACCGUCUCACAGGAUCAAACCCGAGUCAUCAAGGUACAACCAGACGAGGUGGCUGCCUUGUAUUUCCCCAUUAUUCCAACUAAACUCGGUCUGGUGGACAUCUCCGUCCGAGCGCAGACCACCAUGAUGGCCGACCACGUGGUCAAGAAACUUGUUGUUGAGGCUGAGGGAUCACCGCGUGAAUACAAUGUCCCAUUCAUAAUAGACCUGAAAACCUCUGGGACCCAGUCCAAGAAAAUCAACGUAGAGUAUCCACUCCGAACUGUUCCCGGGUCGGAAAGGGUCAAGGUCACUGCAGUUGGAGACCUAAUGGGCCCCAGCAUCAACGGAUUGGACAACCUUAUCAGACUACCCACUGGGUGUGGGGAACAAAACAUGCUGAACUUCGCACCCAAUAUAUUCAUUGUCAAAUAUCUCCAAGCAACAAAUAAUCUUGACUCGACUGUUAUGAACAAAGCUAAGGAAUUUAUGGAGAAGGGCUAUCAACGCGAGCUCACCUACCGCCAUGCGGACGGCUCCUUCAGCGCGUUCGGGGAAAGCGACAAAUCCGGAAGCACGUGGCUUACAGCGUUCGUCGUCAAGUCAUUUGUUCAGGCGAAACCUUACAUCUUCAUUGACGACGCCGUCAUCUCCAAGUCUGUCACGUGGCUGGUAUCACAACAGCGCCCGGAUGGAUCGUUUGCAGAGCCCGGCCGCGUCAUCCAUACGGAAAUGCAGGGAGGUUCCGCCAGUGGUGACGUCACGUUGACUGCGUAUGUAAUGGCUGCUAUGUUUGAGGCGCGAUCCGUACAACAGGUUGCUGAUGUCAUUUCCGCUGCCAAGGACAAGGCAUUAGCGUAUCUGGAAGGGAAGGCUGACGCACUAACGGAUACGUACGAACAAGCUCAGAUGCUGUACGCCUUACAGCUGGCUGCACGUCCAAACGCGGAUCAGCUUCUUGCUAAACUAGAAUCCAAAGCAAUCGUCGAUGCGGGUACGAAACACUGGGAACGAGCGAUUACCACCACGACUGGAAGUACAAAGCCCUGGGAGAGCCGGAAGGGCGCUGCGGUUGAUGUAGAGCUCACAUCGUACGUGCUACUGUCGCUUGCCAUCAAGGCUGACCGACAAAACGGACUUCAAGUGCUCAAGUGGAUCACCGCACAACGGAACGCUGAAGGAGGUUUCUCAUCCACGCAGGACACGGUCGUCGCUUUACAAGCCUUGGCUGAAAUGGCCGCUCUGGUCUUCUCGGAUUCGUUCAACUUGAAUGUCAACAUCGUGGGUACAGGUGUAAGCGAGACCUUUUUGAUAAACAGCUUGAACGCUCGAGUCCUACAAACGCGUGAGUUACCAAAGGACGUUGGAGAAGUUACCAUUACUGCAAGUGGACAAGGAAUGGCCCUCGUUCAGAUUGAGAUUUCAUACAAUAUCGACGAGGACGAUCAAAAGCAAAGUUUUGAACUCCGAGUGUCACUUCAGCGUGAAACACUUAACGAUUUUGAUGUUCGCGCAUGCGCCAAGUGGCUUGAUACAGGCUCAAGUUCAAUGGCCGUCAUGGAGUUGGGAACUCCUUCCGGUUUCUUCCCGGAUGUGGUCAGUGUGCUAUCUGUACCGUUGCAAAGGCGACUAGAAUUAGAGUCAAAAAAGGUCGUUUUGUACUUCGAUGAGAUUUCCUCGGGAGACACGUGCACGACCUUGACUUUCCACAGGUCAGGGAUGGUUGCCGGGAUUCAACCGGUUCCCGUUAGAAUAUUCGAUUAUUAUAAUCCAGCGAAACAAGUGACGGAGUUCUAUGUUCCUGCAGCCAUACGGGGAUCAGAGAUUUGUGAUGUUUGCGGUCCCGAAUGUGACUUCUGCAAGACGUAAACGAAAGUUACAAUACCACAAUCGUCUUUUACGAACAAAACACUAUUAAAUAGAAAAAUAUAUCGAUAAGAUUGUGUUUCAUUAAUGAGUGUAUUGAGUGUAUUUAUACAUACGUGAAUUUUGCACAGAAGAAAAGAUAUAGUUGUAAGAAAAUUACAGCUUAUACGUUGA